AUGCACUCUUCAGGUCGGACUGCAAUGAGUGGACUGAGGUCUUCUGGACUGCUGGGGCUGGUACUCUUAAUGCUCUCAGCAGGAUACUGCAGAGAAAAAACGGACUCCACAGAUUUGAAGGACAAGCAAAGUCUCUUAAAUCUCAUAAUGGAGAUCAUUCAGGAACUGAAGAGGUACCACCUGGAGAAGGACAGUGGGAUGCAGUACUUCUCCAAGCAUGACUAUAACUUGGAUCGAAGGGAAGUGGCUGACUAUGGGGGAUACCAGGACGAGCAGAGAGUUGAAAUAGUUCCCAGAGAUCUGAGGAUGAAAGACAAGUUCUUGAAGCAUUUAACAGGUCCACUCUACUUUAGCCCAAAAUGUAGCAAACACUUUCAUCGGCUUUAUCACAAUACAAGGGACUGCACCAUCCCAGCAUACUAUAAAAGAUGUGCCAGGCUUCUCACUCGAUUGGCAGUAAGCCCUAUGUGCAUGGAAGGAUAAAGGUAAGCUUUUUCCUAGCAGAAAUGACAUUCCACUGCAUAGCAAAGCAGUGGAUGUUGUGUUUGAUACAUGAAAAUUCAUGGGAAUAUAUUAACAACUCUCCUUUAGAUAAGGUAUUCCUUUCCCAGAGGACUUAAGUAACUGGCUUAAUCUGGCAAAUUUUGGCAUUAAGGAAAGGGUACCCCCUACUGGAAGUCAUUACAUAAAUGUCUA
Messenger RNA from Cinclus cinclus, 696 nucleotides. RefSeq names its product ALK and LTK ligand 2 (gene ALKAL2). Gene Ontology annotation, molecular function: receptor tyrosine kinase binding; receptor signaling protein tyrosine kinase activator activity. NCBI's taxonomy places the organism in Eukaryota, Metazoa, Chordata, Aves, Passeriformes, Cinclidae. The coding region runs from base 1 to 483 and encodes 160 amino acids. Gene Ontology annotation, biological process: positive regulation of ERK1 and ERK2 cascade; positive regulation of ERK5 cascade. The transcript is spliced from 4 exons. The record is from RefSeq and is a predicted model, not a curated record.